Messenger RNA from Ruditapes philippinarum (Manila clam), 3906 nucleotides. RefSeq lists its product as uncharacterized. The transcript has 13 exons. Bases 133 to 3156 code for a protein of 1007 amino acids. NCBI's taxonomy places the organism in Eukaryota, Metazoa, Mollusca, Bivalvia, Venerida, Veneridae. The record is from RefSeq and is a predicted model, not a curated record.
AGUAACCUUUACUUCCGUUUUUUUUAAAAGUGGAAAACCCCAAGUUAUUUGACAGUGUUAUGUUUACAUGAGAUAUUAUUACAAUUAUUGUUAUUAUUGGAUUUCAAGGCAUCGCAACCAAAUAGGUUACAGAUGGCUUUUAAAACAACUCACGAUAAUUCAGGUAUUGGGGAUACAGAACGACAUGAAGAGGAACCAUCUUCCACAUUUAAUGAAAGACAGGAAGGUGACGGUGAAGAAUACGAAGACAAAGAUGAUGCAGAUUUGCGACAAACAGAACGGUCCUAUUUUGAGUUAAACGAUAGUAUAGAUGAUACGUAUUGUGAGACACAAUACUGGCAUGAAAGGCAAGACAUAGAUUCAGAUAAAAUAAACUCUAAAACUGAGAAUCAGGAAAAAAAUGAUGAAAGCAAUGGCGACACUUACAAUCAAACAAAUAAGCAAAGUUACAAUGAGCUAAAAGACGGCAAUUGUGUCGACACUGUUGAUUGUAAUGAGGAAGAAAUUAGAAAUGAGAUUCCAACUGAACCACCUAUCUUUAGUCGUGAAAAUGAAUGUCAUACACAGUCUGCUGUAGAGGAUAAAAGAAUCGUGGAUACACGAAACAGUGGUUCGCAAAUACCAAACCUAAGCACAUUCGAGGUUCCAUUUUCCAUUAACGAAUGUUCAGAAUUAAUUGAAAAUGAAGCUAUUGAUAGGAAGCCACAUGCUGAAGCAACUGAAUAUCCUUACCGAUGUAAUGAAAGAACAGGAAAGCAUACAGAGUUUGGGAAGACAUAUAUCGUGAAAAAGGGGCCUGACACACUUGAAGUACAAACAGAAAAUACCGAGAAAAGAUAUGAUUCCUCGAAUGAUGAAACAAAUUCAUCCUCUGAUAUUUACCCUGAGGAGCCAAAUCAAAAAGAAGAAGAAAUUGAGAAUGCAACGAAGGAAGGAUUGAAAGAAACCACGUGUAGCUAUUCCUUAUCCUUGGUUUUUAUUAUUGUCUUGUUAGCGUUAGGCAUAACCGCAAUACUUACCUUUGAUAUGCAGGGGCAUCCGCCAAAUAAUCAUCCAUCAAUCAAGUUAAAGGUCUUGUCUGAUUUAUAUAAAGAUGAUCUUUCUCGGUGUCUUAAGGGUCUUUACAACAAUUCAUGGCAAAAUGAUGGUUUCGUGUAUGCAGUUGGAGAUCGUGGUCGUCCAACGUAUGUUCCACCAAUACCACCAGAUGAACCAGACUUGCCACAACCAAAUAUUACCGGGAAUGCAACCAGAGAUGUAACGCAAAAUGGAUUCAACUCUUCAAGGACACCAGCACCAGAGCUUGAUAGAAAUGAAAGCAACACUUACACAUAUAUCGGUGUGCAAGAACUGAGAGUUUGCGGUCUAAAUGAUGAUAAUUCAACAAGACAUAAUGAUUUUAGAAAUGAUGACCCUGACGAUUUUAUCAGCCUAAGAACUUUUCAUAAUUUAAGACGUGAGAGAGAUAGCUCAACAGAGUCCUUGCCAAAUUUAGAAAAUGGCAGCAGUCAGUUUGAGCAAGCUUGUGCCAGCUUUAUCAAUUUGAAAUAUCAGGACGAUCAUCGCGAAGUACCUGGCCUAUCCAAUUUGACAUGUAGUAGAAACAAUGGAGAAAGACAAGUCGAACCAACAUGCUAUUACCUUGAUGGUGGUGAAAGUACAGCAUUGUUGACAAGGAGUUUAAACCUCAAUGUUAUUAAUCAACAACAAAGUGAAGGACAGCAUCUGGAUGACUUUGCAAAUGAUCCGUUUUAUCUGAGAGAGUUUGAAAGCUUUAUUUCAGCUGGUCUAUCAAGCAGAGAUGUUAGAGCUAGAACCUUCCGAGAUCCCCGAUAUCCCCCAUGGCCACACGAAUAUCUAUCCCCUGCCACAAUGGCGGAUGCCGGCUUGUAUUACACAGGAAUUGGAGAUAAAGCUGCAUGCUUUUUCUGUGGAAAUUGUAUGGACAACUGGAAACCAGGCGAUGUCCCAUUUUCGGAACACAAAAGGCUUUUCCCCGACUGCAAUUAUGUUAGGCGGCAUUCGACGAAUACACCCCAGCCACAGAUGUUUCCCCAACGUGAACUAAACAGAAGAAGUGAGUUAGAAAGGGAGAGCUUAUCGGGACAAGAGAGCAUUGGAACAUCAUCUGAUAUGCAAGCACAAAACGUGCUACAACCGUUUCCUAACGACACAGGAGGUUCCUCCGCUCAGCAGCCAAAACUUAAAUGUGACAAUUUACCAGCAGUCAGUAAAAAAAGAAAUGAUUCGAAACUCAUGAAUGACCGGAAUGAUGAUGGAAAAAUGUGUGCUCAGGAUGAAGAUACUCGAGCCGUUUUACCAACAAGGAGCAGUGAUAACAACCGUAUAAGAAGAACAAGACGAUAUAGUGGUUCAGACACGCAAGAUCACAGUAGAAACAAGGCAUACUGUUCUGUUUCCAGACAAGUAAACAGUGCUUCAGAUCCAGCUUUACAUAACAGGGUAACCACGGAUGCAAAUUCAGAAAACGUAAUAGACUCAAAUUCUUUCGGAAGAGCGCACACUGUAUUAAAUCCUCGUGAUACAGGGGGCUCACAACCACAAUUUCACAUGGUUAGCUCGAGAAAUAGACUAUUUGUAGACAGAACAACUCAAAGAAGUUUGGGGUCAACUGCACGCGAAAAUACUUCUAGGAUGCUAUAUACUUAUUGUGAGGAAGUUCAAGACUCAUCAAACUUGCCUGAAGUAUAUCGUACACAUUUGUACCAGCCUGAUCUGUAUGAUGAAAGAAAAUCAGAAUCGCAGCAUCCGAGUAAUACCGUGAGAAACAGGCGAUCUUCCUCAAGGAUAAGGCAGAAUGGCGAGUCCACAUAUGACGGGGCUACCAAUAGACUACCAUUACUAACGCUUUCAAACAAUCCACUGUCCUCACUGUCAACAGGAAACGUUGAAAGGAACAGUCACCAAACAACAAGACAUGCUGAACGCAUUGGUCAAAGGAAUGGAAUUGAAGAAAUACUUGAUUCCAGUCUCGGCAGAAGGUUUCUUAAUGACGGAUACCGGAGGUCAGAUGUAGCUCGGGCUAUAGAGAUCACUCUCAGAGCCAGAACAAUCGAAAGAGAUGUUGGUAAUAUCUACCAAGAAAUUAUGGUAGUACUCAGUGUUUUACGCGCCAGGAGGAGGCGAUGUCGUUGAUGAUAAUGCUGAAUGUUUGAAGUUGUUUAACAAAUACAGGACACCUAUAUAAACUUUUUAUAUGUAAUUGUCCUUCAGUGUUUUGUUGAUUUGCGUUUUUAACUAUAUUAAUUGUACAUACUCAUGUUUGUUAACAGGUUGAUGUAAUAUUAUAUGUAAAUAAUGUAAACUAUUAUACAGUAUAUAGGUUGAUUUAAAGACACUUCUGAUUAGUGUGAAUGCUAUAAGCUCAAAUGAUCCUUUUUGUGCUCAGAUGUGAGUUUUUGUGAAUGCAUUGGAUUCGUCGUUCACAUUUACUGGACAGAAUAUGUAGUGGCAACACCUUGUAAUUUUCUACAAAAAUGAUAUCCACCUUGCAACUGAGUGUCGCUUUGUUUAUUUAAAAAAGGUCUACUUAUGCUAAACUAAAAUACCUAGAGCUUACACACUUGACAUGAAGUAUUUCUUUGUUGACAUGUACAUGAUAAUCACGGGGUCAAUAUGUGUCCGCACUUGAGUCAUCUAGUUAUUAUAGACUUAUAUAGAAAAACACAUUUAAAUCUUCUUCAGGAAACCUCUUCCACGCCAAGAGCCCAUAUAGUUGGGAUGUAGCAUUGCCUAAUUAACAUCUACAAAUAACAUAUAAUUAUGCCCCUAGGAUCAUAAAUCAUGUAAUUAUGCCCUAGGAUCAUAAAUCAUGCCCCUGGAUAAAAAUGGUCCUAUCCCAAGCUCACUUAUAAGAUACCUGGUACUGGAAAACACAUUUAAAUA